CUCGAAUAUAUCUUGAAGAAAAAAAAACACUGGCUUUCGAAACUUCCUUAAAUGCUCCUUACCGUUAGCGCUCACAUGCCUCGCUCACCGAGACUCCCUCACUUCAUGCUUGUUGACCGAUUUCGCUUCUGAUCCUACAUGUCCGCUUACGCAGGGUGAUCGUUGCCGGACCGGAUUCCAGUAAGUUCUGGAAAUCGCAAUUUACCGAUGUAUAUUGAUUAUUUGUUAUUUACUUAUAUUAGUUGCUAUUAAAACUAAAUAUGGCUGUUUUUGGAAUGUUCAGUGACUGAGGAAUCAUGUUCAUUACAUGAAAGGAAGUUUUGAACAUUAACGAUACUCUUAGAUUAAUUUCAGACAUUGGACGUUUUAGUUAGGCGUUAAUCGUCACAUUUGAAUUAUUACACGUGUAUAUAAUGCGGAGUAUUCUUUGAUAAAUUAUGUGCGUCUUUAUAACGUGCCUGAUAAAUUUCGUUGGUCUCAGUGACCCACGUCUCCAAAAUGACAUGUUUCUUCGUAGAGCAAUUGGACGCUUGCUGGACGAUUCACUGCUAUGUGGGGCGUCGUAUAUAUUUUAGAUAUUACAGCUGAAACAAUUUGCAUUUGGGAUUUUAUUGCACGUCUUCUGUUUUUGCGAUAUUGUCAUUAAUAUUUAACAACUUUUUAGAUUUAAUUGACCCUACAACAGAGUAUUAGAUGGUUUGGAUCGGCUCUUUGAAACUAUGCCCUUGGUAUGGUCGUCAGUGAUCAUGCAAAGGUCAGUGCGCCCUAUAGCCGACAUAGGCGAUCGCCUAGAGCGCCAUUUAAUUGAGGGGCGCAAAAGAGAGAAUGAAAAACUAAGAUGAAGUACACCUGGUUGUAUUCCGUGAUAUUACAGUUACUUACACUAGUUUUAAUGUUUCCCUGUUUUUCUCAUGAAACGUGCUAGUUAGCAACCAGAUUCCCUGUGUCCGCCGAGGGCGCCAGAACACCCAGGUUCCGGGCCCUGGAUCAUGCAUACAUUCGGCAGGAAGUGCAGCUGUGUAUGUGUAAUUUGUUGCCAAUGAACAGAUGGUUGGGAGAUCUUCAUGAUUUUGAAGUUUGCUAUGGUUCUCAUACAGUCUGAACUGAUACGAUAUAGCGAAGACUGCUCAGAAAAAACAAUCCCACACAAGAAUGGGGGAUAUUCAGUUAAGAAAUGGAAAGAUUGAGAACUACAUUUCGAAACAUUUUAUUAAACAAAUCAUUAACCAUUUGCAUAAAUUGCAGCUAUGAACUCCUACACAUCAGAACCUCAAGUAAAUAUAUAUUGUUUUACUACCAGAUGACCUCCAGAGAACAGGGAGUCUUUUCCAGAUACGAAGUUAUCUGAAUGUGCUUCAUCAGGAAAUCUUGCAAAUUGCAUGUAAUUGCCAAAAACUCCCACUGUAGUGGGAAGCAAAAGGCAGAAUGUCUCUAUUUGUGUUCUCUCAGUUUUUGAUUGUUAUCGUGGUGUGCCAGGCUGAACAUGAAACCUGUGGAGUUUUCCCAAAAGACCCCGUUAUUAAGAUGGGUUCUGAAAUCCAAAUCAUGUUCGGUUCUCCCCAGGGCAGUUUUUGUGGCAGUGUUCCUUUUUACAGUCCACACAAACUAAUCUGGAAAUUAAACGAUAAGAAGAUUGCUGAAGACUUCUACAUUGUAAAUUCGACCAUGUCGGCUGUCACCGUUCAGAGUAGCGGCAUGGUGACAUGUUACAUGCAUCUACACGGAGUGGAUGUCAUUUUGGGAGGCACUAACAUCACUGUCUUACUCCCACCAGUGAAACCAACCAAAAUACACUGCAUUUUAUUUGCCUUCGAAAAAUUUACAUGCCACUGGAACAGUGGCGAAAAUACAGUUUCGGGCACGGAGUAUACUGUAUACGUGACAUUUACUUCAUGCAGUGGCAUGAUGUACAGCUGCACGUCUAAGACGGAUCACUGCACAAUUAAAUCUGUAAUACUAGAUACAGUCAACAUCACAGUGAAGGCCCAAAAUGCAGUUGGAUCAGUGGAGUCUGACAUUGUGAGAAUCGAUACUUUGAGCAUAUGGAAAAUAGGGACACCGAAUAUUACAGUGAAGCCAUUGCUGCACAAGCUUCAAGUGCAUUGGGAAAUACAAGAAGAAGACUUAUUUCCCGAUUCAGCUAUAAACUGUGAACUGUUGUACCAGUAUGAAAACAUUUCAGAAUCAAAGGGGGCCAAACUGGGAGAUGCUGAAAUCGUUGUGGAGCGACCUUGCGUUAAUUACACCGUAUCAGUCCGCUGUGCACCAGACACUGUGGUGAAGAAAGAGUAUUGGAGUGAUUGGAGUCGCAACAUUACUGUUCUCUCACUUCUGGAUGUGAAAGCUGUUAAGAUCCACCUUUGGAGGAAAAUAGAUGCACCAGAUGGGAGAGGAUACAGAAGGGUAAUGCUGAUGUGGAAGGGAGUCCAGCCAUCCUGCAAUAUAGACGGCUACAAAGUGACUGUGGGGAACCUGCGCAGCGGGGAAUUCUCUGUGCUUUGGUUCAAUAUACUGGACUCAAAUACGUCUUUGGUCCUCGAUGGGGAAAUGUAUCGAAUCAGCAUAGCUGUGUAUAAAAAUGACAGCACGUCUCCAGAAGUGUUCAUCACUGUACCUGCCAUAGGAGAAGAGCGUCCUCCAGUGAAAGAGCUCCAGGCGUUUCCCGAAAACAGCCAAUUAUAUGUCACGUGGGCCCCUCCCCAAUCGCCAGUGAACCAUUACAUGGUGGAAUGGUCGAGUGGUGAUGAUGACAUCGGGUGGCUUGAAAGUCAAAGCACAAGCACCUCACUGAUAGGCCAGCCAUUUAAAUUGUAUAGGAUCACAGUGUCUCCAAUCUAUGACACCUGGCCUGGACAGGAGGCCACUCUGCUUGCUUACUUCAAAGAAGGAGGUACGUGUCAGUGAGUGAUUAAAGCAAUACCUUGGCCUUAAGACAUUGUGUGGAACAAGACGGACCACUCUGUGUGUGCAGAAGUCAGGAUGUGAGAAUUUGCCAUAGUGUGGGUCAAGUCUACAUGCUCCGCCUGAGAACAUAGCGUGGUAUAUGUGUCUAGCACAAUGGACUGUCCAUAGUGUCCUCUUCCUUAUAAAUACCCUCUGCUU
Messenger RNA from Paramormyrops kingsleyae, 3102 nucleotides. NCBI's taxonomy places the organism in Eukaryota, Metazoa, Chordata, Actinopteri, Osteoglossiformes, Mormyridae. The record is from RefSeq and is a predicted model, not a curated record.